AUGCCUCCAACCGAACGACCGAAGAAAAAGAGUCGUCGAGCAUGUGAACGGUGUCGGUCGAUGAAGUGGAGGAGGUUAGGGUCUCCGUUAGCGAACGCUUCCGGGCGGUAUGCGGUCUCUGCAAGGGCGGGGCAUCAUGUCCAGCCUCCCUUGAUGGGAAGUGAAGCUGUGGGGUUUUCCCCGGCUCCCAGUGCAACGCCAUACCUGCCGCCGGAUGACCAGCAAACAGCUGGAUGGCAGACAGCGGCCGACGACUCUCCUAUACGUAAUCCUGGCAGAAGGGUUGACACUGACGAGAGGCAAGAAUACCAUGACUCGGAAUUUUCAAAGAAUCCACUGGUAGACAAAGAGGAAUGGACCUUUGCUGCAACUCCAGACGGUCGAUAUUGUGAGAUCCUUAACCCCAUUCUCGCUUGGAAUACUGCUGAUGUAAACAAAAAAGGGUAUAUGGGUCCGUCAUCCUCAUGGUCUUUCUGUCGUCGCGUCCUGGCGCUGCUAGGAAAGCGAGUUCCUGAAUCGAACUCUCCACCAGAUCCAUGGCAUCUGGAUGGCAUGGCAUUCAAGCUGCAAUGGAAGCAAGUAUCUCUAGAAGAAUCGCCGGAUGUCACCAAUCUACCGCCCCUAGACUAUGCGCUUUUUCUUUACAAUGCUGCCAAGUACUAUCUUGCUUCUUUAUCUUUCCUGAUUGAUGAGACGCUAUACCUUCAAGAGUUACACGAAUUCUACCGGGAUCCAGCAGCGAAGGCUGCAUCACCCAGCAUAACUCAAAGGAAUCCAUCUGGGUCUCCCGCUGGCCACCAGUAUGCAUCAAGGGCGAUGGCUCUAUUGCCAGAUCUAUCCGGCAUACACGAGGACCCUUUGACAUCGAUUCAAGCUUUAAGCCUAGCGGCAUUACAUGUGCCCGAGGAAUUAGGCGGACUAGAACUUUCUCAGCGCUGUCGGACUGUCUUUUGGGUAGUAUACAUGCUGGAUCGAGAGUUCUCUGCGUUGAUGGGAGGACCAAACUCAAUUCGCGAUGAGGAUAUCACAGUCAGAUUACCAGCAGAGGUGGCGUCAACCGUAGAAAAUACCGAUCUGACAUUGCAUGUUCGGCUCGCGCGCCUCAUGGCGCAAAUAUUGACAACUGAUCUCUCUCACGAUAUCACGGAAUUUCUGGAUAACAGUUUCCAUGGCAUGGUUGGCCGAGGCUCAAAGAUGGCAGUUAGACUGAUGCUAGCCCAACACCAUUGUGUUGUUCUUACAACACGGCUUUUGGUUAUGUGUGCUCUAAAUAUGCAUAUAGACAGUGCAGAGAGGCAGCCGUCACAAAGCAUUUGCCUGUCGUCGCCCGUGGCAUCCCUCUUGCAAUGCUGCGCUGAUUCUGCCCAGACCAUCCUUCAAACACUUCGUUCGUUAGCUGAUGAUGACUUGAUGGAUGCAUUUUUACCGUUUCAAGUCGAGCACGCUUCUUCAGCUGCCCUUGUUCUGUACUUGAUUCGCUCAAUCGCACCCUCACUUAUUACGAACGAGUCCUGGUGUGAUAACCUCGACUGCGUUAUCGAAAAGCUCACCGCGAAAGGCAACAUAGCAGCACCGCUCCGGAAAUUGGAACUGAAGCACCUGGACCUUAUGUUGACUCCCUUAACGCCGAGAUCCGCGAACCGCACAAUGCCUCCAAUAACCUCGGACGAUAUCCAAGAUAACAAUGAUGAUACAUAUGCGCUAGAUCAAGUGGAUAUAGGAGAUGAAGUUGAAUGGGAUCUGUUGGCGCUCAACCAUUCUGAAGAAAUGACAACCCCUCAUAUCAAGUCCUCCAACUUGCCUGGCUUGCAGUUCGACAGGGAGCCACUGUUGCUAUAUGGCGGAAAUGUCCAGUGCGAAAAGAAAGAUAAAGAGCACUUGACAAGUAGAACCGUGCCGGACGGUGCGGAAACGCAGGAUCAUACACAGAAGCAAAGUCAGACAUGA
Molecule: messenger RNA, 1947 nt
Organism: Aspergillus oryzae RIB40
Lineage: Eukaryota; Fungi; Ascomycota; Eurotiomycetes; Eurotiales; Aspergillaceae
Product: fungal specific transcription factor domain-containing protein
Exons: 12
Coding region: 1-1947 (648 amino acids)
Biological process (GO): DNA-templated transcription
Molecular function (GO): zinc ion binding; DNA binding
Source: RefSeq, a predicted model, not a curated record